UUGUUCUCUGACGCAGUUUCAUCGAUGUUGCCACACUUCUUUUAGCUAGUAAGCUAGCUACAUGUGUUUUGUUUGGGUCAACAUUUUCAGAUGUUAUAACAUUUAUUUGGUUAAAGCAACAAGUUUAGACAUAAAAAAUGAGCACACUGUGGAUGGGCAACUUGGAGCCGUAUAUGGACGAGAAAUUCAUAAAUCGAGCAUUUGGGACCAUGGGGGAACAAGUCGUCAGUGUACGGAUCAUACGCAACAAAAUGACAGGGGGCGCAUUGGGUUACUGCUUUGUUGAGCUCGCAGAUGAAGCCACAGCAGAGAGGUGUCUCCGUAAAAUCAAUGGCAAAGCGUUACCUGGGGCAACACCACCCAGAAGGUUCAAGUUAAACCGUGCUACCUUUGGGAAACAAGGAGAAAGCGGCCCAGUGUACUCUUUGUUUGUGGGAGAUCUCACACCAGAAGUUGAUGAUGGGAUGCUGUAUGAGUACUUCUACAAUCGCUAUCCCUCCUGUCGUGGGGGAAAGGUGGUGCUAGAUAGCAUGGGCAACUCAAAGGGCUGUGGCUUUGUUCAGUUCCCAGACCAGAGGCUUCAGAAGCGGGCGCUAGAGGAGUGUCAGAGUGCUGUAGGACUCGGGGGCAAACCGCUUAGACUGAGCCUAGCAGCUAACAAAACCAGGCAUAAUCAAUCAGAAAACAGAACAUGGGGGUCCAAUGGAGGAAACUACCGCCAAAACCAGCACCAGUACCCAAACCAGCAACAGCAUCAACCAUACUCUGGUUACUAUUCCAAUUGGGGCUAUGACCAGAAUGGAGGUGGCUAUGAAGGCUACAACUAUAACCAGUAUGAUUACUCACAGUACCCAGGACAGGAACAUGAAGCUCCUGAGGAUGAUGGUCUGGAAGAUCCUAACCCAGAACUGGAUGUGAUUGAAGCGAACAGGAGAUUCAUGGAACACAGUGAGGAAUUGUAUGAUGCGCUUAUUGAGUGCCACUGGCAGCCACUGGAGCAUACAACAGAACAGGUCUUAGAAACGACGACUAGCCUGCCAGAGCCUAUGUACUGCUGAGACAUGAGAGCCGUAAGGAAAUAUGACCAUCAGUACCAAUCUUUGUAGUUUCAUGCAUUGUACGAGGCAGGUAAAUUCCCCCAUGGACUUUUCAAAAAGAACUAUUUUUCCCCCCCAACUGCUUACACACAUUAUUUUAUGUUACAACUAUGUGGUAUGCUAAUUUCAUGGAUUUGUUCUUGUCAUGUGUCUUUAUAAACAACGAUGAGCUAAUGGCUCAUCCUGUACCAAAGAAUAAAUCCAUGUUUGUAUUUCUUAUGCUUUUGAACAAAUUAGUAAUUGGUUGGUGUUUGUGAUGAACAGACUUGUUUAAUUGCUAAACUAAAGUAUGUUAAAAGGUUACAUCAAGUAUAACAGAGAACAUGUUCCCCAAUGUUGAAGGCUAGUGUCUGUACCUCUCGAGAUUUUCAAUCAGCACCAAAGCACAUGAGAAUCACGAGACAGCCCAGUGACUGAAUAGAGGCAGGGGCUUUCAUAGCCAGAAGGGACCCUGUAAGAAUGAAUCCAAUGUAAUGAAUCUGAGGCAAUAUGACCAACACAAGGGUAUAAGUUUGCAUGAUUUUAACCAUGCACUGUACUGUUUACUAAGUCUAAAGUGAACGUGGGGAAUUGUAGUGGUGAGUAGUAUGUUUAUAAAAUAAAACUGCCCUUUUUAUCUGAA
Molecule: messenger RNA, 1719 nt
Organism: Osmerus eperlanus (European smelt)
Lineage: Eukaryota; Metazoa; Chordata; Actinopteri; Osmeriformes; Osmeridae
Product: tRNA selenocysteine 1-associated protein 1-like
Exons: 8
Coding region: 138-1058 (306 amino acids)
Biological process (GO): selenocysteine incorporation
Cellular component (GO): nucleus
Molecular function (GO): tRNA binding
Source: RefSeq, a predicted model, not a curated record